GCGCGCGCGCUCCCAAUUCCACCCGCCCGCAGAGCGCCAGUCCGCGGCUCGGCGCCGGCGGACUGCCGGCCAGACUGCCUGUGGGACGCGAGAGGGGCAAACGGGAGCCAGUCAAGGGAGACCAAGGGACCGAAGCCCUGGACGCUGAGCACCCGGCACCCGCCAAGCUGCUGCGCUCCCCGGCUGGGUAGGGGACAGCUACUGAGUGCUGGCGAACCCAGUUAACGGAUUACCGCAGGAAAACAAGAUGUCACCGUGGAUCCUUGGCCUCCAGGGCCCAGUGAGGGGGGAAUAAGAGCUGGGGGCUGGUUGGCUCUCAGACUGAAAGGCAGCCAUGGAGACGGCGUAUGAGCAACUCAAUGAGAGCCAGGCGUGGCCGCCCUCUCCAUUUGACCUGGACGGCUCCGUGUCGGCAGCCAACAACUCCAACCAGACGGAGCCGUACUACGACGUGACCAGCAACGCGGUCCUCACGUUCAUAUACUUCGUGGUCUGCAUCGUCGGGCUGUGUGGCAACACUCUUGUCAUUUAUGUCAUCCUCCGCUACGCCAAGAUGAAGACCAUCACCAACAUCUACAUCCUCAACCUGGCCAUCGCGGACGAGCUCUUCAUGCUGGGGCUGCCCUUCUUGGCCAUGCAGGUGGCGCUGGUCCACUGGCCCUUUGGCAAGGCCAUCUGCCGGGUGGUCAUGACUGUGGACGGCAUCAACCAGUUCACCAGCAUCUUCUGCUUGACCGUCAUGAGCAUUGACCGCUACCUGGCUGUGGUCCACCCCAUCAAGUCGGCCAAGUGGAGGAGACCCCGGACAGCCAAGAUGAUCAAUGUGGCUGUGUGGGGGGUCUCCCUGCUGGUCAUCUUGCCUAUCAUGAUAUAUGCUGGGCUUCGGAGCAACCAGCGGGGGCGAAGCAGCUGCACCAUCAACUGGCCGGGUGAAUCGGGGGCGUGGUACACGGGGUUCAUCAUCUACGCGUUCAUCCUGGGGUUCCUGGUGCCGCUCGCCAUCAUCUGCCUUUGCUACCUGUUCAUUAUCAUCAAGGUGAAGUCCUCUGGCAUCCGAGUGGGUUCCUCUAAGAGGAAAAAGUCCGAGAAGAAGGUCACUCGAAUGGUGUCCAUAGUGGUGGCGGUCUUCAUCUUCUGCUGGCUCCCCUUCUACAUAUUCAACGUCUCCUCCGUCUCCGUGGCCAUCGAUCCCACCCCGGCCCUUAAAGGCAUGUUUGACUUUGUGGUGGUCCUCACCUACGCAAACAGCUGUGCCAACCCUAUCCUCUACGCCUUCUUGUCUGACAACUUCAAGAAGAGCUUCCAGAACGUCCUCUGCCUGGUGAAGGUGAGCGGCACGGAGGACGGGGAGCGGAGCGACAGCAAGCAGGACAAGUCCCGGCUGAACGAGACCACGGAGACCCAGAGGACCCUCCUCAACGGAGACCUCCAAACCAGCAUCUAAACCGCCUGGCAGAACAGAACCAGCCACGCUCUUGCCCACCGGCGGAGGACGCCCUUCUCAGACCCUGCUCCCUCCACCCACCUGCACACCUGGCUUCUAGAACCGAGGGCCGCUCGGCAGGAGCCCAGGUCACAGAACCGUGCUGAUAGGUAACGAUCACAUUGAUUGCCUCCCCCUCAAGGUGAACAUUCGAAUGCCGGCAGACAAUGCAAAGUCUGGAGACCUACGACCUUGCGGGAUGCUCAAGGUCAACAAAAAGAAAAAAAGAAAAACAAACAAACAAACAAAAAACCCUAUGUGCGUGUUUGUGAGCUUCAAGCCCAGUGUGUAAACUUGUGUUCUUAUAUUUACACGUGUAGGUUCCUGCCCAGUCUCUGUACAGUCGUCACUUUACAUUUCUUGUGUUCGGUACACGAGUAGCAAGUUGAAGUGCGCGUGGUGCCGUGGACACAUGCCACAGCGUGGAACCCGAGGAACAGGACUCGGCGUGAGGCCGACAGAGUUCACGCGUCAGGGGUGGCUCCCGCGUGGGCCUUUCCAAACCCAGGACACACCCGAGCGCCCUGUCCCUGUGGUCAUAUGCUUUUGUAAAUUACUGUGAAAGUAAGAUAUUUUUGUAUUCUUUCUCCUAAGAGGGCCCCCUAAGUUACAUAAGCGUCCAGUCUCCCCAGAGCUGCCUCUUCCGCUGGGUGUUUUCCUCAUUUAUUUCAAGCAGCCGAGGCCAAACGCAGGAGGGGGAAGGGAGAAGACAUCUGAAGACCCAGAAUAUAAACCUGUGAGUCUCCUGUCCUCAGAUACAAUCAGUUACUCAUUUACUCCAAAGGAUCGAAAUGCUCGUGGUCAUCAAUCAUGGUAUUUAUCAACACAAAGCCUGCUUUAUUAUAAGGUUCUGUUUUUCGUCUUCUCAAUUUGCUUUAUUCUUUCUUAGGGAGCCACAGAGGGGGAAACCACUAACCUGAAAGGCAAAAAGUGGACUAUGAUUCUUGUGGG
This is a messenger RNA of Sciurus carolinensis (gray squirrel), 2434 nucleotides long. RefSeq names its product somatostatin receptor 2 (gene Sstr2). Gene Ontology annotation, biological process: cellular response to glucocorticoid stimulus; neuropeptide signaling pathway; cellular response to estradiol stimulus. NCBI's taxonomy places the organism in Eukaryota, Metazoa, Chordata, Mammalia, Rodentia, Sciuridae. The record is from RefSeq and is a predicted model, not a curated record. Gene Ontology annotation, cellular component: membrane; neuron projection. Gene Ontology annotation, molecular function: neuropeptide binding; somatostatin receptor activity. The transcript has 2 exons. The coding region runs from base 335 to 1444 and encodes 369 amino acids.